Molecule: messenger RNA, 309 nt
Organism: Dentiscutata erythropus
Lineage: Eukaryota; Fungi; Glomeromycota; Glomeromycetes; Diversisporales; Gigasporaceae
Source: the annotation of a GenBank genome assembly
GAUAAGUUAGAAGAAGGUACUGCAUUUCUCUCGCCAGUCACUGACGAUGAAGAUACUAUGCCAGAAGAUGACCCAGCUGAAGUUGUGGCCUGUAAAACUAAAAAGAGUAGAAAAAGAAUUAGAGCAAAAGUAUCUUCUAGCUCAUGUAAAAAGAAUAACCAGACUAAUCCCGAUAAAAGCCAAACUGAUCCGAAAGAAUGGACCUCAACCACAUCUAAUCCGCAACAAACUACACCUUCUAACGAUGAUAAUAAUGAUAAUGCUGAUAACAAUGAUAAUGAUGAUAACAAUGAUAAACAAGAAUCUUAA